This is a messenger RNA of Ornithodoros turicata, 2103 nucleotides long. RefSeq lists its product as uncharacterized. The transcript has a single exon. The record is from RefSeq and is a predicted model, not a curated record. Lineage: Eukaryota; Metazoa; Arthropoda; Arachnida; Ixodida; Argasidae. Bases 1 to 2103 code for a protein of 700 amino acids.
AUGCCGCACCAUGCAGUCAUACGAAGGGACCGCGAGACUACAAAGGUCCGUAUUGUAUUUGAUGCGUCGUCGAAGUCCCCUGGUUGCAUCUCCCUCAACGAGGCCUUACACGCUGGGCCAAACCUGAACCCCGACGUCCUACAACUGUUGCUACAGUUUCGCACGUACGAAGUGGCUCUAACGGCGGAUGUAGAGAAGGCAUUCCUUCAAAUUCAACUGGACCCAUCCGACCGUGACUGUUUGCGAUUCUUGUGGUAUGCCGAGCCUCCUAAGACGGGUGAACCUUUGCCACCGGUUGAGACUUGGCGGAUGACGCGGGUUCCCUUCGGAGCGAAAUCGAGCCCCUUCCUCCUUGCAGCGACUAUACGUCAUCAUCUAAAGUCAGCAGAGACGUUGUACCCGCAGACAGCUCCUCUGCUGUCAAAUCACUUUUAUGUGGACGAUCUCGUUGUCGGCGUCGACACUGUCCAGGAGGCGCUCACUCUUUACCGCGAAUCACAAGCAAUAUUUCGUGACGCUGGCAUGAAGCUGGUGAAAUGGACUACCAACCGCUCGGAGCUUCAGGGAACUUUCGAGGACGAUGGAACUGCAAGCCCAUCCGCUACGUCACAGAGGAAGGUUCUUAGACUCGGCUGGGACAUCAGCACCGAUGAAAUCCGGUACUCCCUGAAUUCCAUCACGGAGUUCCUCGAGAGUAACUUGAACACCGGCAUUAAGCGUUAUGUGCUUCAAGCCGUUGCACGUAUCUAUGAUCCCUUCGGCUACGUGACGCCAUACGUUGUCACGGCCAAGAUUCUGCUACAACGUAUUUGGCUGGCAAAGCUGAACUGGGACGACAGGCUACCAGAAGAUCUCAAGAACACGUGGUCUACGUGGUGCAGGCAGGUACCCCUACUGGCUCGCGUUUCCCUACCGCGGAGGUUAACUGCUCUCAACAUUUCUGAAGCCUCCUGCUCGUUGCACAUUUUCAGUGACGCCAGUCCGCGAGCAUAUGGGGCAGCAGCUUAUCUUGUGAUUAAUGACGGUAGUGGAUAUACUGAAGCGUGCCUCGUUUUGGCGAAGACCAGAGUUGCUCCGCUGAAGACAGUCUCACUACCAAGGUUGGAACUGAUGGCCGCAGUAAUCGCUUCUCGGCUUUUGAAGUUCGUUCAGAGUGCGUUAGCAAUAACCCAAGCCGCGACUAUUCUGUGGACGGACUCGGAGAUAACACUGCACUGGAUUUACGGAGCACCAAGCGACUGGAAACCGUUCGUGCAGAACCGAGUGGCUGAAAUACAGGGCGUUACGGAUCCUCAUCAGUGGCGAUAUUGUCCGGGCUAUGACAAUCCUGCAGACCUGCUCACAAGGGGUACUUCAUGUCUUCACCUGAUAGAGAGCAAACUCUGGUGGAAAGGUCCGUCAUGGCUGAUCGAUCAGCAGUCUUGGCCUCCACCUUGGCGGGUUCCGCAAGAAACGUCUGAGGAGGUGCGAAACGAGGCUAAGGGCAACGACUUGUACUCCGCGCCCGCAUCUGUAAAGGUUCCCAUAAUGAAUGCGGACAGGUACAGUUCGCUUCACAAGCUGCUGCUGGUUACCGCCUGGGUCUUGAGGUUCCUGCACAACAGUACGCACACCUCCCAGAAGAAGACUGGUGUCCUUACAGCCGAGGAGAUCUCAGCGGCGGAACAGUACUGGAUUUUGACGGCUCAGCUUGAGUCUUUUGGGCCUCAUCCGACCACUCACAAGUCCCUUCAGAAUGUAUCGCUGUUUCAUGACGAGAAAGGCGUCCUCCGCAUGACAGGUCGACUGCAGUACAGCGAUCUCCACGAAUCAGCGAAGCACCCCAUUGUCAUACCUUCGGAUCACCCGAUUACGGCAAUGCUGAUUUCCCGGGCACACACAAGACUGCUUCAUGCCGGAGUUCAAGAAACCUUGGCAGAACUGUGCAAAGAGCAUUGGAUUAUUCGGGGACGUCAAGUGGUGAAGAAGACGCUGCACGGAUGCCGUAUCUGUCGCCGAGCAAAGGCCCAGGCCUGCUCAGAAGCCGCUGAGAGCAAAGGAGAGCCAGGAGGACGGACACUCAGGCCGGUCCAGCUUCUCUACAGACUGGAAGCAGACAGCUGA